Musa acuminata AAA Group (dessert banana) is the source of this 1992-nucleotide messenger RNA. Its product is annotated as dof zinc finger protein DOF3.2-like. The transcript has 3 exons. Lineage: Eukaryota; Viridiplantae; Streptophyta; Magnoliopsida; Zingiberales; Musaceae. The record is from RefSeq and is a predicted model, not a curated record. The coding region runs from base 345 to 1202 and encodes 285 amino acids. Gene Ontology annotation, molecular function: DNA-binding transcription factor activity; DNA binding. Gene Ontology annotation, biological process: regulation of DNA-templated transcription.
UGAAGGGGGUGAGUGAGAACCCAAGCAUCGUUACCAGCAAGCACGCGUACAGUAACCUAACGAAGCCAUGUGGUGGCACCAGAGACGGUGGGACCCAGCGCGACGAAGCGUCACUAUUGCACUGCACGCCGCCGUGGGACCCGCACCCUUCUCCUUCCCUCCCCCCCCUCUCCUCUUCGUUCCGCCACCUCUCUCUCUCUCUCUCUCUUCAUGAAGUUGUUGCAGGUGCGACUGGAAUUUUCCAAUGCUUUCUCAGCGUGCAAGCCAUAACCACAGCGUUCCCUUUCUCCUCCUCCGAUGACGGCAUAUUAAGUCUGCAUGUUAGAUCCGAAAGAAAGAAGGCCAUGGCUAGCCAUCAGCUGGAAGGAUUACUGUCAUGCCCCAAGAACCAGCAGCAGCAGGAAAGGAAGCCAAGGCCUCACCCGGAACAGGCCCUCAAGUGCCCAAGGUGUGCCUCCACCAACACCAAGUUCUGCUACUACAACAAUUACAGCCUCUCCCAGCCCAGAUACUUCUGCAAGGGUUGCAGGAGGUACUGGACUCAAGGAGGCUCUCUCAGGAAUGUCCCUGUGGGAGGUGGCUGCAGGAAGAACAAAAGAUCAUUCUCUUCCUCCUCUUCCAGAAAGGCACAGGACCAAGAUCUCAUUACUGCCACCAACUCCUUCAAUCCACUCCCCUCCCCUACCUUCAUCCCUCCACUCUCCAGUGACCUCACCUUAGCCUUCGCUGGGCUCCACAAGCAACCACCCAACCAUGGCCACAGCCUUCUCCUAGGGCAUCCUAACAAUGAGUCCCUCCCUGCUGUCACAACAAACCAUGGCUUUCUUGACAUUCUAAGGAGCGACUCCAUUGACAGUAUCAACCCAAGUGGCUUAGACAACUACCUCUACUAUGGAUUUGGUGUCAGCGGGAAUGUGGAGGUGGGAGGUGGUGCCAAUGGAGAAGAUGAUGGGUUUCUGUCCUUCCAUGGGGGACUGGGUGGUGCAACAGCAACAGCAGCAGCCAGCCAAGGUUCAUGCAAGGACAUGGAUGAAGGGGAGACCAAAGUGUUGUUGGGUGGUGAUGGGAACUUGGCUGUGGACUCUGGAAGAGAGUGGACUGCUAUGGGUUCUUCCUGGCAUGGACUCAUCAACAGCUCCUUGAUGUCAGGAGCAGGAAUAGAUGUGUCCUCUACCCUCGGAGAUGCCCAUGCCUUCUUCUAAAAUCCCUACAUUCUCAGUUCUUUCAUUGCAUAUUUUUGGCUUUUCUUUCUUUCCUUCCGUUCUCUAUAUAUUGUGGGAGUGAUGAUCUGAAAGAGAGAUAUAUAUAUAUAUGUAUGUAUACCGUAAAAUUAGACUUUAGAGAGAUUGGCUUGAUAACUUAGCAGUGUGGAAAUAUAUGAUGAUGACCACUCACAUCUAUCCAAGUCUAGCUAGCUUAGUUGCUCUCCGUGGAGGCAAUAGGAGGAAGGAAGACAGAGAUGCCUGAUGAUAUAAUACUCGAUCUAGUGUAGGUUAGGAAUGUGUGAUGAGAAUCUAGGCAGAGAUUUGACUCCAUGCGCAGCAACAACAAAAUCUUAGUGGAGAUAUGGAGGAUAUCUUUUUGUCAAAGAAAAGCUUGUUGUUGGACCUGCCUGAGGUGGAUUACUAGUGCAUGCCUGCACAUGCACAGAAGUCCUCACAGACCAUGAUGCUUGGCUGGAAGAAGACUUCCACUUGUAUGUACUCUGCAGAAGAUUGGAUGCAAUGCAGAACUGGAAAUUAAUAGCUCUGGGAGAAGGAUUGUUGUGAUGUUUGAUGCUGUAGAUUACUCUGAUAGAUUUACAUUAUUUAUCCCAAGUUGGAAGACAUUGACUGUGAUGGUUAGAACUGCAGAGCUAUGUUGUAUUCUCUUGUUUGUCUUACCCACCUGUAAUUGUCAUGAACCACUGACAGACUUGCAUGUCUGAUGUUCUUUGAAGUUGCAAGACAAUGAUUGUGAUAAAUAGAACUGCAAAGCCCUCUCUCUGUCUCU